AAACCCCACCCAAAAUCUCUAUGGAAACGACAACCGUUAGUUGACGGUGAUCUGUGCCGAACAUUCGGAAUCUUCUUCCUUUAGCUGCUGUGCUGAUUAACUACCUCAUCGAGUAUUUAGUUUAUAGACCUUCCACCUAUAAAGUGUGUCUGGUUAGCAAAUGUUAAGUUGAUGCGGAUUGACUGGCUAAUGUAGAACACUGGUGGCUGUAAUUGUUUGAUAAUGGCAGAGUGCUGGAACACACACACCGGAGAUGCUGUUUAUCGCUCCCGGGAUGCCAUCAAAAACUUAAAAAUAAAAGUCCGUAUACAGAGGGUGACCUCCACAGCGGUCCUCUCACAGCACCUCCAGCACCAGGUUUUGUCCCAGAAAUGCAGGAAGGAUAUUGAGCUGAAGACUCUCACCUCACAGGGCCAGACAGGCGACAAUGAAGAGGAGGUAGUGGUUGGCUGGCAGGAGAAACUCUUCAGCCAGUAUGAAGUGGAACUGUUCCAGAACGAGGCAGCCUGUCAGACUCCGCUGGACCGCCAGUAUCACUCAGAAAUCAGGGCUCUCAACAAGGCCAAGGGGCGACGCAAUCAGAGAAUUUUCACAUACACUGAUCACGAUCGAUACACCAACUGUUUCCCACUCCACCAACUGCACAAUGACUUGGUCUCCACGACCAAAUCAAGUCCCACCUUUCUGGCUGAGAGGAUGGCCAGUGUCAGACACAGACGGCAAGAGAGGCGCACCAUGGAUAGUAGCAUCACUAAGUCAAGAAUCAUCAACUGGGAUCCCACAGAUGAGUUUGUCAAGAGCAGUCAUGUGGUAAAUAACGCCAUGCAGACCAUGCACAUCAUGGGUGACUUGGGCCCACCUGGAAAGUUGGGCCAGAAAGAGAAUGAGUGUUUGCUGGCAACCAUAAAAACCGAUGGUAGUGGAACUAUCAUUGUAAAACCCAACUUCAACAAAGGCAGAGAGCCCUACAGGAUUGUAACAGAUGGGGAGAAGAGAGAAGUAUGGCGCUUAACUUUGGAGAACGCAUCCAGAGUGAUGAAACCAGAGGAGCGAGAGAGAGAGCAAAUCAUGUACAAAGAUUUGUAUAGCAGACACAAGGAGUACCUCAACAGCCUUGUAGGACAGGACUUUGAAAUGCCUCCUGUAGGUAUCCUACGUUACCUGCUGCACGGAGAGAUAGUGUCGGCUAACGACUUUGAAUACGAUAACUUGUACAUCAACUUCUUCAUGGAAUUGCCAAAUAAUUGGUCCAGCUUACCGUUCCAGUCGAUGUCAGGGGUUACUCAGACCUGCAGGACCAAAUCACUGGGGAAGGAAAACAUAGCGUUCUUCAGCUACCCUUUCAGCUUUGAGGCUUUUCAUAUGAGUGAAAAAGAGAACGAAGAAUUAAUACCCCAGUGGCCAGUGCUUUACUUCAAAGUUCUGUCCCUUGACUUCUGGCAGCGUUACCGAACUGAAGGUUACGGAUAUCUACUGUUUCCCGACAUGCCUGGUAAACACACAGUGACAUGUCACACAUGGAGACCUGUUCAGAUGGGGACAGUUUCUGCUUUGAGGCGCUUCUUUAUCGGAGGUUCUGCAGAACUUGAAGACAACAGCUACGUCAGAGUACCAGGGACGUUUAAGGGAGAGAGGCUGAGUCGCUUUGGCUUUUGCACUGAAACCACAGGAAGUGUUACCUUUAGGCUGUACUGCAUGCAACAAGCCAGGGCCUUUGCUGAUGCUGCCCUUCUGAAGAAGAGAAGACAGAAAGUGGUCGACCACCUUGGAGGUUUUAGCCAGCAGGGAAUGGUCUGCAGCAUUCUGGAGGCCUACCAGAGGGCUCAUAAAAGGCUGCAAGAGGCCAGAGAAAGUCUUCCAAGAGAUGUUCUUAACUCUGCUGCCCAACUCCAGCCGGAGUCCUCUGCAUAGGAGUCAAAAUGAAGCUGAAAGCAGAGCCAGCAUAUCAUCUGUGCAUACAGAAACACAAAUGUGUUCUGAGUAAUAGCUUG
Messenger RNA from Xiphophorus hellerii (green swordtail), 1991 nucleotides. RefSeq names its product MKS transition zone complex subunit 1 (gene mks1). The coding region runs from base 223 to 1911 and encodes 562 amino acids. The record is from RefSeq and is a predicted model, not a curated record. Gene Ontology annotation, biological process: cilium assembly. NCBI's taxonomy places the organism in Eukaryota, Metazoa, Chordata, Actinopteri, Cyprinodontiformes, Poeciliidae. Gene Ontology annotation, cellular component: MKS complex. The transcript has 18 exons.